Molecule: messenger RNA, 1887 nt
Organism: Fraxinus pennsylvanica
Lineage: Eukaryota; Viridiplantae; Streptophyta; Magnoliopsida; Lamiales; Oleaceae
Source: the annotation of a GenBank genome assembly
AUGGAAACCAGACAAAGAAUAGACGACGUGUACAAGAGAAAAUUAAAAAGAACCAAAGUUAAAAGUGUAGAAAAGCCUUUCCUAUUUAUCUCUGCAGGAAAGAGCACAAAAUGCAAACUCCAUCCCUUGAAGAUUAUCCUUGUCAUCAUUAUACUUGUCACUGUUGUGACAUUUCUUUCGUCUCCAACAAUUUGUCACAAAAAGGGUAUAUCCCACACAGUUUCCCGGCCACAUUUUGUGAACAGGUGGAUAUGGGGAGGGUCAGAUCCUCGCUAUAUAUCAAAUUUAGACAUGAAUUGGGAUGAAAUAUUGCGAGCUUUAAAGAAGUUACCUGAAAAUAAUGAGAUUCAAGGAGUAGGUCUUCUUAACUUUAAUGAGAGUGAAAUCACUCAAUGGGAACAGUUUCUUCCCACUGCCAAUCACUCUAUUCUGCACCUGGACUACGCUGAGAAAAAUGUGACUUGGGACACCUUGUAUCCUGAAUGGAUCGAUGAAGAACAGGAAGAUGAAGUUCCUAGUUGCCCUUCUCUGCCAAAGCUUGAAGUGCCAAGACAACGACUUGAUCUUAUUGCAGUAAAACUUCCUUGCCGAAAUGAAGGAAACUGGUCCAGAGAUAUAGCUCGGCUACACUUGCAGAUAUCUGCAGCUAGUUUAGCUGCCUCCUGCAAAGGCAAUUACCCAGUGCACCUGCUUUUUGUUACAAAGUGCUUUCCAAUACCAAAUUUAUUUACUUGCAAGGACCUUGUUGCACGUGAAGGUAGCACAUGGUUAUAUAAACCAAACUUGAAUUCCCUGAGAGAAAAGCUUCAACUCCCAAUAGGAUCAUGUGAACUUGCACUUCCUCUUGGAGCCAAAGGACAAGAUUAUGGAGGAGAAAGGCAACGCGAGGCUUACGCUACAAUCCUGCAUUCGGCUCAUGUCUAUGUUUGUGGAGCCAUAGCUGCAGCACAGAGCAUCCGCAUGGCAGGGUCCACCAGGGAUUUCGUAAUUCUUGUUGACGAAACAAUUAGUGAAUACCACAGGGGCGGACUAGAAUGGGCAGGCUGGAAAAUCCGGACAAUCCAGAGAAUAAGAAAUCCUAAAGCUGAGAAAGAUGCUUAUAACGAAUGGAAUUACAGCAAGUUCAGACUAUGGCAGCUGACAGAUUAUGACAAGAUCAUUUUUAUUGAUGCUGAUUUGCUUAUCCUUAGAAAUAUUGACUUUUUGUUUGGGAUGCCAGAGAUCUCAGCAACAGGCAAUAAUGGCACCCUUUUCAACUCAGGUGUAAUGGUGAUUGAACCAUCCAAUUGCACAUUCCAUCUUUUGAUGGAUCAUAUUAAUGAAAUUGAAUCUUAUAAUGGUGGAGACCAGGGCUACUUGAAUGAAAUCUUUACAUGGUGGCAUCGGAUACCAAAGCACAUGAACUUCCUGAAACAUUUUUGGUUUGGUGAUGAUGAAGUAGUAAAGCAGAAGAAAAUUCGUCUUUUUGAGGAAGAGCCACCUGUUCUUUAUGUUCUUCAUUAUUUGGGUUAUAAGCCAUGGUUGUGCUUCAGGGACUAUGAUUGUAACUGGAAUGUGGAUAUCUUACAAGAGUUUGCAAGUGAUGUUGCUCACAGGAGGUGGUGGAAAGUGCAUGAUUCAAUGCCAGAGAAAUUGAAAGAGUUUUGUCUGUUGACAUCAAAGCAGAAAGCACAAUUGGAAUGGGACAGAAGAGAAGCUGAGAAAGGAAAUUACUCAGAUGGGCAUUGGGGAAUCAAAAUACAAGAUAGGCGUAUUAAGAGAUGCAUUGACCCGCCAUACUGCAACUGGAAGGGCAUGUUAAAGCAUUGGGGGGAGACCAAUUGCACAGAUGAUGCAUUCCCCGUUUCCACUCCACCAGCAAAAACCACAGGCUCCUUUAGUCUAUGA